Triticum turgidum subsp. durum (durum wheat) is the source of this 2283-nucleotide messenger RNA. NCBI's taxonomy places the organism in Eukaryota, Viridiplantae, Streptophyta, Magnoliopsida, Poales, Poaceae. The record is from the annotation of a GenBank genome assembly.
AUGGAGAGAGUAGCAAGUAGGCAAAUGCCCUUCCCAGCUGUGGUUGCCGCGGUGCUGCUGGAGCUACUAAGUGCAGUGGUGACAGCAGCAGGAUGCAGUACAAGUUGUGGUAACAUCAGCAUCCCCUAUCCAUUCGGCAUCGAGCCUGAUUGCUACCAUGAGGGCUUUAAUCUCACCUGUGACUACUUGUACCGCCCUCCCAAACUUUUCCUUGGCGAUGGCACUGUCGAAGUGCUCGAGAUCUCCAUCCCCAACGGCACGGUUCGCAUCAACAGCACCAAUAUCAUGCCAAUGAGUCAUGAUAUUGACGGUGCAUCCAGGCCCAACACAAGCAGGUACCACACAUGGGGUGGCCUCAGAGAGAGAGGACCGUUCUUUGUUGCGCCAGAUAGGAACAAGUUCCUUGUGUUGUCGUGCAACAACAUCCAAGUCAUCCUCAUGGGAGAGGACAACUCCACCAUCAAUGCCUGCGCCACUUACUGCCCAUCCUUGGGGAACUCAGACGCACAGCCUCAGCUUAUCCGGUAUCUACUUCUGCAUGGUGAAUGCUCGGGCCUUGGCUGCUGUAAUGGAGGCAUCCCAAAAGGUUACACUUCCUACCACAUCCAGCUCCAGCCUUCCAAUGACUCGAGCUCCGAUGCUAAAUCGUCAGUAUAUAUAGCCGAGGAGGGGUCCUAUAACAUCUCAAAACUCAUGUCUGAACCUCGCGGUGUGGCACUUCCUGCCUUGCUAGACUGGGUGAUCAGCAAUUCAUCAUGCCAAAAGCAAAACUCUGUUGCUCCUGGAUGCCGCAGCAGCAACAGCUUUUGUCAAAACUACACAAGCUAUGUCUACAAUGGCUACCAGUGCCGCUGCUCUGCCGGUUAUCGUGGAAACCCUUACAUCCUGGACGGAUGCCAAGAUAUUGAUGAAUGUGUUCAUAAGGAAGCCCACUCAUGCCAUGGAAUUUGCGAAAAUACGCCUGGAACGUUUUACUGCCGCUGCCCUGAUGGGACAUAUGGGAACCCCUCUAUAGAAGGGGGGUGUAUCAAGAUCACAAAUUACUCUGCAGGUUUAAUCAUAGGCAUAGUAAUCAGCGGUGUCUCAAUUUUGCUUCUGGCACUUAGUGCUCCAUUUGUUACACGUAUGGUGAAGCUAAGGAAGGUGAAGAAAAUGAGAGAAAAGUUAUUCAACCAAAAUCAUGGGUUGCUAUUGCAGCAGUUAAUAUCACAAAAGGCAGAUAUUGGUGAAAGGAUGAUGUUUACCUUGGGGGAUAUAGAGAAGGCCACAAACAAUUUUGACAAGUCUCGUGAGGUUGGUGGCGGCGGACAUGGUGUCGUGUAUAAAGGAAUUCUAGACCUACAUGUUGUUGCCAUCAAGAAAUCAAAGAUUGUAGUACAAAGGGAAAUCGAUGAAUUCAUCAAUGAGGUUGCUAUUCUUUCUCAAAUCAACCAUAGAAAUGUGGUGAAGCUCCUGGGAUGCUGCCUUGAGACAGAAGUGCCUCUAUUGGUUUAUGAGUUCAUUUCAAAUGGAACCCUAUACCACCAUCUUCAUGUUGAAGGACCAAAAUCACUAUCAUGGGAUGAUCGUUUAAGGAUUGCACUUGAGAUUGCUAGAGCUCUAGCCUAUCUGCACUCGGCUACUUCAAUGCCCAUAUUUCAUAGAGAUAUCAAGUCCUCCAACAUACUUCUGGAUGAGAGCUUAAUAGCAAAGGUGUCAGAUUUUGGAGCCUCAAGGUACAUCCCAAUUGAUCAAACGGCAGUGAUGACAGCUGUUCAAGGAACACUUGGUUAUUUAGACCCCAUGUACUAUUACACAGGUCGACUAACAGACAAGAGCGAUGUUUUCAGUUUCGGCGUUCUCCUUAUAGAAUUGCUAACCAGGAAGAAACCGUAUGUGUACAGAUCAGAUAAUGAUGCCGGCCUUGUAGCACAUUUUGUCUCAUCACUCAAAAAAGGCGACCUUGCUGACAUAGUAGACCCGCAAGUCAUGGAAGAAGAAGACGAUGGAGAGCUCCAAGAAGUAGCCAUGCUAGCGGCGAUGUGCACGAGAUUGGAAGGAGAGAGCCGACCAACAAUGAAGGAAGUGGAGAUGGCCCUUGAAAAUUUGCGAGCCAGGAAGAAGCCUGCUCCAUGUAAUUCAGCAGCAAUGAGAUACGACGGCGAUCAGAUUGUUGUGCAGUAUAAUUCAAUUGAAGAUUUACUCGCCAAGAAGGAUAUGCCCGUUGAAGGGGGUGCUGAGGAAUCGAGCAGACAAUACACUAUGGAAGAGGAAAUCAUGCUGUCAGCAAGGUACCCCAGAUGA